GGAGAAUGGAGAAUGCAUAGAAAAAUAUGUCUCAGGCACAAAGGAAGGAAACUUUUAUGCUGUUGACUACGCGGGUCACAAUGAAUUUCAACUCAUUAGAGGGGACGAGAACACUCUCUUAACGCACACUGUCAAUGUGGAUGAACAUGGCAAGGAGACAGAACUGGUGCAAUUAUUCGGCACAGGAAAUAAUGUUGAAUCGCAAGACAAAGAAGAGUACUACAACGCAGUGAGAGAAAAAGAGAUUCCAGAAGAAAAUAUCGUGAACUUCAUCGAUACUGAUAACUGUCCAGAGGAGUGAAAAAAAGUGACUCUGACACUUCCAAAGAGUCACUGAGACCAGACACGUCCUCGUCUCCGUGGAAUCAAGAUCGAUGACAUGAAGAUGACUUUCCUGGUUCCUGAUUAACGUGAUCCUGCUCUCUUCACACUCACACUGCCUCUCCCAUCUCAUCUCUCCUUGUCACUAAAUCAUGUCCUCAUUGAUGUUAUUUGAUUGCUGAGGGUUUAAAUAAAUUGAUUUAAUAUCUGC
Capra hircus (goat) is the source of this 532-nucleotide messenger RNA. Its product is annotated as odorant-binding protein. Gene Ontology annotation, molecular function: odorant binding; small molecule binding. The record is from RefSeq and is a predicted model, not a curated record. NCBI's taxonomy places the organism in Eukaryota, Metazoa, Chordata, Mammalia, Artiodactyla, Bovidae.